Penicillium robsamsonii is the source of this 1017-nucleotide messenger RNA. RefSeq names its product caspase family protein. Lineage: Eukaryota; Fungi; Ascomycota; Eurotiomycetes; Eurotiales; Aspergillaceae. Gene Ontology annotation, biological process: proteolysis. Gene Ontology annotation, molecular function: cysteine-type endopeptidase activity. Bases 1 to 1017 code for a protein of 338 amino acids. The record is from RefSeq and is a predicted model, not a curated record. The transcript has 4 exons.
AUGCUCAGCCCUACGGGAUUUCCUCGUGCAAAUUCCCCGAAUCUGCCCCCAGCCCCACCACAGAACUUUCAGCAAUUCGGGGGAGGGGCUCCCUCAAACUACAAGUUCCAGUACUCGGCCUGUACCGGUCGCCGCAAGGCUUUGUUGAUUGGAAUCAACUAUGCCGGGCAGCCUAAUGCACUCCGAGGCUGUAUUAACGAUGUCACUAACAUGUCCAACUUCCUCACCCAGAGAUUCGGGUAUAAGCGAGAGGACAUGGUCAUUCUCACCGACGACCAACGGAACCCGAUGAGCCUCCCCACCAAGGCCAACAUUCUACGUGCCAUGCAGUGGCUCGUCAAGGAUGCCCAACCUAACGAUUCCUUGUUCAUCCACUUCUCCGGUCACGGAGGUCGUACUCCCGAUCUGGAUGGAGACGAGGACGAUGGAUUCGACGAUGUCAUUUAUCCACUGGACUACCGCGUUGCCGGCCACAUUGUCGACGAUGAUAUGCAUGACAUCAUGGUGCGUCCACUGCGACCCGGAGUGCGAUUGACGGCGAUCUUCGAUUCGUGCCACUCGGGUACUGCCUUGGAUCUGCCGUACGUCUACUCGACGCAGGGUGUUCUCAAGGAACCCAACCUGGCCAAGGAGGCAGCUCUGGACUUGUUCAGUGCAUUCAAUUCGUAUGGACAGGGCGAUCUUUCCAGUGUCGCCUCGACAGCGAUCGGGUUCUUCAAAAAGGCAGCCAACGGCGGAUCGGCCCGUGAGCGCACAAUUAUGACCAAGACCUCUCCGGCCGACGUGGUGAUGUUUUCAGGGUCCAAGGAUACACAAACCUCAGCCGAUACGUUCCAAGACGGACAAGCGCGUGGUGCAUUGAGUUGGGCGUUUAUCAAAUCACUGCAACAGUGGCCCCAGCAGAGUUACCUGCAGCUAUUAAAUACGAUCCGAAAUGAGCUCGAGGGCAAAUACUCCCAGAAGCCGCAACUGAGCUGCAGCCAUCCUCUUGAUGUCAAUCUCCGCUUUGUGAUGUAA